AUGGGCUGUCAAGCACAACAGUGGACCGAUAGAGAAGAGAUUUGGGCCCAACCCAAGCAAGGAAGGAAGGAAGGAAGGAAAGUCGUCGUCUUCUCCGCAGCAACCAACCCUAUCCAUCCAUCUCUCUCUCUCACUCCGCAGGGCAGGUCACAGUCACAGGAGCCGCCGGAGGGAGCGAUGGAGACCUCCCUGCGGCUGCGCGGCGCCGACAGCACCUCCGGGCAGCAGCUGGGCCUCCGCAUCCACGCCAAGCAGAAGCUGCCCCUCGCAUACAACGCGCUCCUCCAGGCUCACGCGGAGAUCGACACCGCCACCCGGAAGCCCAGCCUCCUCGCCAUCCUCGCAAGGCACUUCUUCCCACAGCUGUCGGCCAACGUCGGGGCCGGGGUCCAGCUGGAGAAGGGCAACAUCUUCAGGUACACCCUCCGGGGGAAGAAAGCUGUCUCCUUCACCCACGACGGCCUCCUCGGCCUCAACAUCAAGGGCCGCCUCCUCGCCGACAAAAACUUCAAGCCGAGGAGGAAGAACGGCGCCAUCGAGCUCGCCUGGACCAUACUCGACUUCAGAAGGGGCCAGGACGUCAGGAUCAAGGCCGGAUACGAGCUAUACCGCAAGAUGCCUUAUUUCCAGCUGAGGGAGAACAACUGGACGCUUAAUGGUUACAUGGACGGGAAAUGGGAUGUCAGAUUCGAUAUGUGA
Molecule: messenger RNA, 699 nt
Organism: Triticum turgidum subsp. durum (durum wheat)
Lineage: Eukaryota; Viridiplantae; Streptophyta; Magnoliopsida; Poales; Poaceae
Source: the annotation of a GenBank genome assembly